AUGAUUAAAAUAUUUCUAGAUUUAGUUGGGGACCAAUACAGUCCAAUAUCCAGUCCAAUUCCAGUGCCUGAUGAUGAUCCAAUGGAUAAUUGUUCUUUUAGCGCGACUGGUACUCAUGUUGCUGGAAUUAUUGCUGCAAAUGCUACAGGAAUAUCUCAGACCAGUUUCAUUCCAUAUGUGCCUUUCGUCGGUGUCGCUCCUCAGGCAACUCUCGGUGCAUUCUAUGUCGCGUUUUCGCAUGGUAUUAAUGGUGGACAAGGUGUUCAAGCAUGCGGAAGUCCAGGUAUUUCGUUGGGUGCAAUGUCAGUAGCUUCCGUAGACAACGGUCAUACGAUUCAGUUCUAUUUGAUCACACCUAAUGGUGAGAAAAUUUUCUAUUCGCCCGGAGGUAUUUUCGGUCCAUGGCCAUUCAUUGUAAAUUCGACUAUCAUUGUCAAUGAUCCUCAUGCUACAGUGAAUGAUGGAUGCAAUGGUCCAGCUAAGUCGGUUACAGGCGCUGUUGUUCUGUAUAUGUUUAACACCGGAGAUUCAUGUGGCUCGGCCGUUCGAUGUAACAAAGCUGCAGCAGCCAAUGCAUCCGGCUGUCUCCUUUACAAUGUUGGUCCCAUCGCCGGAUCGUCAUUUAUUCCAAGUGGAUCUAUUAGUUUAGCAGAUGGUCAACGUAUUGCGGCCAUAACAACACAAAAUCCCUCAGCUGUGUUUACAUUCACUAAUUUAGUUAAUUUGUUAUCCACGGUAACACUUUUUCUCGCACAAAUUGGCAAUCCUGCUCCAGAAACAGUUGGCUUUACUUCAAGAUGUGCAAAUUGUCGACCUUCAUUCUCAGAAGUUGUCAAUAUAUUCCAGUCGAAUGCCAAACCAGUAAAUAUAUAUAAUACAUCAAUGCUCUCUACAACUAUAGAACAAGGUGCCGGUUUAGUCAAUGCUUUUCAAGCUUUAACAGCUACCACAAUCAUUUCACCGAGUGAACUUGCAUUGAAUGACACAGUCAGACGACAGAAAUUCUACAAGAUUAAAGUAUACAAUAACGGUAAUAAGCCAGUCCGAUACAGUAUCGGUCAUCGUGGAGCUGCAAUGGCCACUCCAAAACAACCAGGAGAUGAUCAGCUUUUGUUGAUACCAAAAUAUACUGCUGACUACGCUGUGAGUUAUGUUUAA
Molecule: messenger RNA, 1158 nt
Organism: Rotaria sp. Silwood1
Lineage: Eukaryota; Metazoa; Rotifera; Eurotatoria; Philodinida; Philodinidae
Source: the annotation of a GenBank genome assembly